This is a messenger RNA of Haliotis rufescens (red abalone), 1617 nucleotides long. RefSeq names its product zygote arrest protein 1-like. The coding region runs from base 541 to 828 and encodes 95 amino acids. Gene Ontology annotation, biological process: translation. NCBI's taxonomy places the organism in Eukaryota, Metazoa, Mollusca, Gastropoda, Lepetellida, Haliotidae. The transcript has 2 exons. Gene Ontology annotation, molecular function: mRNA base-pairing post-transcriptional repressor activity. The record is from RefSeq and is a predicted model, not a curated record. Gene Ontology annotation, cellular component: cytoplasm.
AUCAUGAGCAUCUUUCCACGCAAUUGGGAUGCGAUGACAUACAUCAACCAAGUCAGUGAGCCUGACCACCCGAUCACGUUAGUCGUCUCAUGAUAUAUGUAUACUGUAAUGUAACAGUACAAAGUAGUUAAACAUCUCGCUCCCCCAUUUAUGUAUCACAUAUACUAAUAAGAAAUGUAGAUUAAAUGAAUGUAUUGCAUAUAUUCGGUUGUCAUUACCUGCAUCUACACUGCAUCAAGAAACAGAAGAUCUACUCGUGCAGUAGUUACUGAUUUACGCGCAAACAUUUGUUGUGCAUCUGAUGCUAGCUUCCGCUCAAAUAGCCAAAUAAGGAUAGGCGUUUACGCCAGGUUUCCAGCGACUCAGUUACUUUCGCUUUGUUUUCCGAGAAACUGAGUGACAUUCCCAAUCACAGCUCCAAACCACGUAUUCAGUGAUAACAGUUGUCACAUACACGUAUAUAUCACUGUGAGGAGCCAACAACGUGUCAGCUCUUUUCUACAUAUCUGCCAUCGUGCUGCUGUUGUCCUGCUGUCCACGAUGUCUGACCGACGCUAUGGCUACUUCCGCUGUUCUAAGUGUAACGCCCACUGGGAGAGUUCCCAUGUUUACUGCCACGGUUUCAAGGCUGUGUACAAACAGGACUGCAAGUCGUGUAAAAUAGGCUGCCUCCCAUAUCGGGUAGAGAAGAUGAUCUGUUCCGUGUGCGGUAGUAAAGAUUGCACAUGCACCAGUGAAGACCGGAAAAAUAGGAAUAUUGAUCUCAACAAACCUCACAGGUCUGACCUGUGUCACAAGUGCAGGUCUGGGCGACCGUGCAGAUACUGAGGUUGCAGCAUUGCACUGAAAGUUGACUGCCUACAGCACCAGACAUUAAGGAUUGCCUAUCUCUCCAUAGAUAGAUGGUAAUAAUGAUGAUGAUGACGAAAAUUCUUUGGUAAUUGAAAUGUCUGACAAAACCUAAACACUAUCCUCCAGCUUGUGAGUUUUUAUGGGUUUCUUUAGAUGUUUGUAAGUGCACAGUAAAUAUAACAAUUACCUUUGUCUAAUUUGCUUUUAAUCCGUACGACACUUGGUUUUUGUAACGAAUUUACCCAAUGAAAUGAUUGAAUUAUAUAAUAAAACUGCAGGGCAAACACAAAAGGAUAUUUACUUUGGCAGGUUACCAGACAAUUGAGCUCUGUUCAACGGAUUUAUUUUUAAAAGUUGCGUCAUUUGUUUGAGAACCGCACCGUGACGUUCAUGGAAGUCGUUUUAGUAUGUGUGUAUUAUUGUAAACAAGAGGCCAUAUACAUCCAUACUAUUCAAAAUCACUCCACUGAAAGACAUCAAGGGACAUCCUACUUCUAGUUUCGUUCUCCAUCUGUUAGUCACACAUAAUCUGUAUAUGGGUGUAAACAAACUCCAUAUUUGGCAUAUAACAGAUCAAUAUCAUUCCUUGAAUACGACACUUAGACAUGGGCAGUUUGCCAGGGUGUCUUGUAAAGGGAGAUAACCAUGGUUGCUGUUGUUCAGGUGGGCGUAAAUGGACCUAAGUUCUAAAAAUACCACGUACCUGCAUACUGAUGUCAUAUCUAUCCAUGCGGUUUAUAUAAAUAAAACAUUUCAUUGCCAUGA